Apaloderma vittatum (bar-tailed trogon) is the source of this 816-nucleotide messenger RNA. RefSeq names its product guanylate cyclase soluble subunit beta-2-like. Gene Ontology annotation, biological process: intracellular signal transduction; cGMP biosynthetic process; receptor guanylyl cyclase signaling pathway. Gene Ontology annotation, molecular function: guanylate cyclase activity; peptide receptor activity. NCBI's taxonomy places the organism in Eukaryota, Metazoa, Chordata, Aves, Trogoniformes, Trogonidae. The transcript has 5 exons. The record is from RefSeq and is a predicted model, not a curated record. The annotation marks the transcript as partial.
GUGGAGACGAUCGGAGACGCCUACAUGGUGGUGGGCGGGGUCCCCGUGCCCGUGCCCACCCACGCGGAGCGCGUCGCUAACUUCGCCCUGGGGAUGAUCAUAGCGGCGAGGGGCGUGCAGAACCCCGUGUCCGGGAGCCCCAUCCAAAUUAGAGUUGGGAUCCACACAGGUCCUGUCUUGGCUGGAGUUGUCGGAGAGAAGAUGCCUCGUUACUGCUUGUUUGGAGACACGGUGAACAUCGCUUCCCGCAUGGAGAGUCACGGGGUCCCGAGUAAAAUUCACCUGAGCUCCAGUGCCUACCAGUGCCUAAAAUACAAGAACUUCGAGAUGACUGAAAGAGGAGAAAUAGAAGUGAAAGGCAAAGGGAAAAUGCACACCUACUUCCUCAUUAGAAAUAAAACUGCAACUGAGAAUGAGAUCAUGGGAAGGCCAACGAAAGACUUAGAUUCCGGCCACGAAUCCGUUCAGUCCUUUCAAGAAGGCAGGACCGAAGCAAUAUCAAGUUGUCAUCAGCCAGCUGCUCAGGCUCAGCCAGAGAAGGACCAGACCCCAGCCAUUGCCAUGAAGUACACCGAUGGCCCCACAGAUGCACCCAACAGCCUCAGAAGGAGAAAUCAAGCGAAAAUUGCAGAUUUAACAGGCAAAACUUACGAUUCCAGGAGUGAUGGGAGUCUCCAUGGCAACCAGCGAGCUGAGGACGAUGAUGAUGACGAUGGUCCUCGUCCUCCUCCAAACUCAAACCGGGGAAGAGUCAAAUCUGCUGCCGAGGGGCCACACGUGAGAAACGUUCGCUCCAAUUUCUGCACUUUGCUCUGA